ACGCGCACCAUAAACGUCGGCACAAAAUUUACAGCAGCAUUCGCACACAUGAAAACCCGAGUAUCGGUAAAAAGUAAAAAAGAAAUACAAGAAGUACAUAUAAAAAAAGGAAAUAAAACAAAAGAGUGAAGCGAGUGCACAAAAACAAAAUGCUAAAAAGAAUCUGUAAUAAGAAACCUACGCAAACAUUUCAAAUAAUUUUAGAAUAAUUGAAACGUCUAUUUUUUUUAUCGCUCUCAACGGUGUGAAUGUGUGUGUGUGGGUGACUUUUUAUUUUGGUUAAAAAUCGAAAAAGAAUUUUGUGUUAAUAAAUUUCAUGUACAUUUGAAUGGAUUCAAUAUUUUUCGAAGAAUAAAAGUUAUGUUUUCGUUUUGUCGCUACGAUUUAAGAAAUAGUGUAAAACAUUAAUUGUUCCUGACUUAGGAAGUGUGGAAUAUUAAAAAUAAAUGAAAAUCAACACAUGAAUUUUGAAUUAUUUGACGAAAAAAGAUUCGCAACAACCGGCCAAACGACGACACUAAACUCGUAUACAAUUAAAAAAAAGAGAAGCAACCAAACUUUUUCAGUGUGGCGAUCGUUGAUGGUAGAAAUUAACCGAAUCAUAAAUGCUAUAGAAAAUUUCGGAAAAUGCGACAAACUCGUUCGCGUACAAAAGCACAAAAUCUCCCCGAGGAUGUACAGCAGUUAGAGAAAGCAAUUGACACACUUAGCCCAAACGAACUACGAAAAUUGUUAAACUAUCGUUCUUCUGACAAAUCAUCGCAGUCCAGCCUUCGAAGUCGAAGCUAUGAUCUAUUGAGAUCUAAUUAUUUGGCAACUAAAUCGAGACUACAAACCAUUUUGGAUAAACAAAACGAAACAACUGAGAGUCGUUCAUCUUCACCGCAAAUUUAUUCGGCAUCUGUGUCGAGUCGAUCGCAAUCAAAUCCACUGGCAUCUCUAACAACACCAGCCGUGUCAUUGGGACAAAUACAAUCGCAAGUUAGCAACACACCUUACAAUUCAUUUCAACCACAAAUCACAUCGUUUCUGCACCAAUUUGAGCAAUUCGCUAAUAAUAAAAGCCAACAAGCAGCCCAACCGCUAAGACAAUCAUAUCAAAGGCCAGCGUUGCCAUCAUUAGCCAUACCACAAGUAGCAGAACGAUCAUCAACCACUGAACUGGCGAACAACGGAAUAAUGUAUCAACCGAAUUUGAAUGUGAUGCCAACAGCAACUGGUAAUGGUGCCGCUAUACCUCACACAAAUGGAAUGGUCAAUAGUGGCUAUGGAACUGUACCGCAACCGGGCGUUGCACAAAAUUUGCCCGUGCAUCCAGAUGUUCGUUUGAAAAAAUUGGCAUUCUUCGAUGUGAUGGCCACAUUAUUAAAACCAUCAACACUUUUACCUACAUCAAAUUCGCAACGAAUGCAAGAGGGCACAUACUAUUUUCAUUUAACGCCGCAACAAGCAACAGACAUCGCCAGCAAUAGAGAUAUUCGGAAUAGCCAGAAAAUUGAGCACAUCAUACAAGUUCAAUUAAGAUUUUGUUUAUUAGAAACAUCUGCCGAACAAGAAGAUUAUUUUCCGCCUAAUGUUAUUGUAAAAGUUAAUAAUAAGUUAUGCCCAUUGCCAAAUCCCAUUCCGACAAAUAAGCCUGGCGUCGAACCGAAACGGCCACCACGACCGGUUAACAUUACCACAAAUGUUAAACUUUCACCGACGGUUGCCAACAAUAUAAAUGUGUCGUGGUGUACAGACUUUAAUAAAGGUUUCGUCAUAUCAGCAUAUUUGGUAAAGAAAUUGACAUCAAGUCAAUUGCUCACACGAAUGAAGGCAAAAGGAAGUAAACCUGUAGAAUUUACACGGUCUCUGAUCAAAGAUAAACUGAAAGAAGAUGCUGACAGUGACAUUGCGACAACAGAGCUGCGUGUAUCACUAAUGUGCCCGCUUGGAAAAAUGCGAAUGACCACGCCGUGCCGAGCAUCGACGUGUCUGCAUUUACAAUGCUUUGAUGCAUCAUUGUUUUUACAAAUGAAUGAACGCAAACCAACGUGGAAUUGUCCUGUUUGCGAUAAAGCGGCGCUGUAUGAAACACUAGUAAUUGAUGGUUAUUUCCAAGAGGUAUUACAGUCAGACGCACUUCCACCAGACACAAAUGAAAUUCAGUUACUAAAGGAUGGCUCGUGGACAACACAUGAUAGCAAUUCAGAUUCUAACUAUUUAGACACACCUCGAAAAUCUACACACAAAGUGGAAGUAAUCUCAGAUGACAUAGAAGUAAUAAUAGCCGAUGAUUCACCGAAAUCAAGUAUUAAGACACAAGCAAUGAAUGGUUCCACGACAAAUACGACAACAUCGGCGACAAGCAAACCAAAUGAACCAUCAUCGACGACGACUGGCGAUUCGGUGGACUUAACACUGAGCGAUUCAGACGAUGAAUGUGUUCAAGUUCGUCAGGGAAUCAACAACAGUACGAACAAUAAUUCAAGUGCUUCAAACAAAGGAACAUCAGCAACACCUGUCAUUACAAAUGAUGCAAUAAUAUCGCUGGAUUCGCCAUCGCCGCCGGCAUCACCGUCAGUGCUAUCCGGACGAAAUUCAGACUUCACAGGUAACGGAUAUACUACAAAUAUAAGUACGGCAUCAGCCAAUUUGAAUGCAGCAUUGCUGGCCAACAGUUUUGAUGCUCAUGCGUAUCUCAAUUUUCCCGACUUUUCGUCCAGCGCAACACAAAGCUCAAUCGACAGAUCCGACCCAUUGUUGAUAUACAAGAACAGUAUGAACAGUAUGAAUUGGCUGAAUCAACAGCUACCAUCCUCAACCGAUUGGGAACUUCUUAGAUCGCAUAGCGAAGAUUCAAAUCAACAAAAUCCAUUUUAACACUCCCCCUCAUCAUUCUCACACACACAUAUAUCGUUCAUCUUAAUCACCGUCUCAACAAACUCAUCGACAUCUGUGUUGUGGAUACUGAAUGAUAACAAAGACCCAAAUUAUUUAUAUCAAUUCUUUGAAACGUACAAACCAUUUAUUUUAUUUGAAGCACUUCAUGAAAUUCGAUUAUUUCAUACAUGACACACAAAAAGCAAGCAGUGAAAUGACAUUUGAACAAAUUUUUCUAGCGUUACAUUUUUCUUGUUUUUUUUUAGUAUUCUAUUAUUCUUUCGUUUGCCGCUUAAACACAUUUAUAUUUUUGUGAAUUUUUUUUCAUCCAUUUAUUUUUUGGACUCUAUGAAGCAAAUGUUAUGUGAGAGCAUUUUUUUUAGAAAUUUUUCUAUAUUAUAAAUGUAAGUAUCAAAUCGAAA
Messenger RNA from Contarinia nasturtii (swede midge), 3284 nucleotides. It is a transcript of the gene Su(var)2-10, whose product is annotated as E3 SUMO-protein ligase PIAS2. The record is from RefSeq and is a predicted model, not a curated record. The transcript is spliced from 14 exons. NCBI's taxonomy places the organism in Eukaryota, Metazoa, Arthropoda, Insecta, Diptera, Cecidomyiidae. Gene Ontology annotation, biological process: protein sumoylation; regulation of transcription by RNA polymerase II. Bases 628 to 2862 code for a protein of 744 amino acids. Gene Ontology annotation, molecular function: SUMO ligase activity; zinc ion binding; transcription coregulator activity.